Molecule: messenger RNA, 1653 nt
Organism: Tripterygium wilfordii
Lineage: Eukaryota; Viridiplantae; Streptophyta; Magnoliopsida; Celastrales; Celastraceae
Product: reticulon-4-interacting protein 1, mitochondrial
Exons: 7
Coding region: 176-1300 (374 amino acids)
Molecular function (GO): oxidoreductase activity
Source: RefSeq, a predicted model, not a curated record
CAUGGAACCUACACAACGAACCUCUCUGCGGACGCAAACACGUACACGUACACGUCCCUCUGUCUCUCUCUCUAUUUCAAUAUUUCCCCUUCACAACAACCUACGCAUUCUUCGUUGAACUCUCACAGUCAAUUCAAAAGAAAAAGGAAGAGAUAAUAGAAGUUGAUCAGAAGAUAUGAGAAUCUUGAAACCUCACAAUGUUGAGCCAUUGAGAGCUCUCUGUAACUCAAAUUGCAGUUCGAAUGUGAAAUUAUUCGAUAAAAGGUUCGCGAGGACUUUAGUGACCAGUUGCAGGGCGGUCGUGCUGCCGCGGUUUGGUGGACCAGAGGUGCUGGAGGUCCGGUCAAAUGUGGAGGUCCCACAGCUCAAACCUAAUGAGGUUCUCGUUCGCGCUCGUGCCGUCUCCAUCAACCCCCUUGAUACGCGAAUGCGAUCAGGUUAUGGCCGUUCCUUAUUUGAACCACUCCUACCUCUCAUCUUGGGCCGUGAUAUUAGUGGUGAAGUUGCAGCUGUUGGGAAUAUGGUACAGUCAUUGAGUGUAGGACAAGAAGUUUUUGGUGCAUUGCAUCCGACUGCUGUAAGGGGCACUUAUGCUGACUAUGCAAUUCUUGCGGAAGACGAACUUACUCCAAAACCUGCGUCUGUUACUCAUGUGGAAGCGAGUGCUAUUCCGUUUGCUGCACUGACUGCAUGGCGUGCUCUGAAGAGUACUGCUAGGAUAACAGAGGGGCAAAGGUUGUUGGUGGUGGGUGGUGGGGGAGCCGUAGGCUUUUCUGCAAUUCAGCUUGCUGUAGCUGCAGGAUGCCAUGUUGCAACUACUUGCGGAGGAGAAAGUGUGGAUAGACUACUAGCUGCUGGUGCUGAGCAGGCUGUUGACUACACUGCUGAGGACGUUGAAUUGGCAAUAAAAGGGAAGUUUGAUGCUGUCUUGGACACUAUUGGUGUACCAGAGACAGAACGAAUAGGCAUCAAUCUUUUGAAGAGAGGUGGGCACUACAUGACACUUCAGGGCGAGGCAGCUUACUUGGCGGAUAAAUAUGGAGUAACAGUUGGGAUUCCUUUAGCUUCGGCUAUUUUGCUGAAAAAACAGCUUCAAUACCGAUAUUCACAUGGCAUAGAAUAUUGGUGGACAUAUAUGAGAGCUGACUCGGACGGUUUGGACGAGAUUCGCCGACUAUCUGAAGCUGGGAAGUUGAAAGUUCCUGUGGAGAAAACAUUUCCCAUCACACAAGUGAGAGAGGCUCAUGAGGCAAAAGACAAGCGGCUCAUUCCUGGUAAAGUAGUGCUGGAAGUCGACUGAAAUGAAUUCGACACGGUCAUGCUACAAUAAUUAGGGAACACAUCUGUCUUUCAAAUCUGUAAAUGGUUUAUUAUUUUAAUUGAUCCUGCUCUAGAGGCACUCUGUGGAAUAAGUGCUAGAAGCGCUAUAGGCGAAAGUUUUGUGAAAGGCUGCCUUAAUAACCUGUUGAUGAUAUGUAAAUGUCUGAGAAGUUCUUUUAAGUGUUCUGGUAGUUGCAUGUAUCUGUCGCCUUAGCUAUGGCUGGCUGAAUCCAUUCUGGUACUAUGUUUACUGAAGAGAAACCGUUGACGAUUUCUGCACUUCCUGACUUGAUGUUGAAUGUCAUGAACUCGGGGUACCAAGGAAUUUUGAAA